AUGUCGAAACGCGAAGAAAAAGCCCCGGAGCCUGUUGAGGGCGUCACGGAUCUGGAACGCGUGGUCACCGCGACACACCAGAUGGCGGAUGAUGCAGAGAAAGAGCAUGGACUUGUGGCUGUUGAUACAUCGGCUUCUGAACGCUUGCCGUUUUCGAAAGCACGGUGUGUGGCGCUUGUUACGACUAUUGCUGCGGCGCCGUUUUUGAGCACGAUGGCGGUUCAAGCAUCCGUUAUCAUCCUACCUACCAUUGGGGAAGAAUUGGAUAUUCCAGUUAGUCGUCAGCAGUGGAUUAUCUCUGCGUACAACUUGACGUUUGGUUGCUUCCUACUACUAUGGGGCCGUCUAGCAGACGUCUACGGCCGACGAAUGAUCUUCCUCUGGGGCUCCGCAGCCUUCACACUCACAUCAAUAAUAACGCCCUUCAUCCCCAAUGAAAUCGGCUUCGACAUCUUCCGCGGUCUCCAGGGUCUCGCUGCCGCCGCCAUGGCACCAACCGCUCUCGGCAUCCUCGCUUCUACCUUCCCACCCGGAAAGACCAAGGACAUCGCUUUUGGCUGUUUUGGUGCUGGGGCCCCACUGGGUGGCGUCUUGGGCAACAUCUUUGGUGGUGUCGUGGGCGAGUAUCUCGACUGGCAGUGGGUUUUCUGGUUGUUUGGGAUUAUUGCGGGGAUUUCGACUGUUGCGAGUUACUUCGUUAUCCCAAUCCCGCCAAUGAAGCCCGAACCUGUGUUGCGCAACACGGUGGAUUGGAUCGGCGGAUCGCUCAUCACCAUCGGUCUCGUUAUCCUCGUGUUCGCGCUUUCCGAAGGCAACGUCGUGGGCUGGAGUACGCCAUGGGUACCAGUCCUCAUCGUGCUCUCACUAAUCAUCAUCGGCGCAUUCGGCUUCUGGCAGCAUUACCUCGAGCACAAGACGGAGCGGCGACCCUUGAUGAAGAUGAGCAUCUUCAAAAACGGUAAAUUUACUGCUGCCAAUGUGCUCAUGGCGCUGUUCUUCUCGUCCUUCAACAACUAUCUCAUCUUCGCAACCUACUGGUUCCAGGACUACCAAGGCCUUUCCGUUAUCCAAACUACGCUGCGCUUUCUACCCAAUGGCAUCACGGGGAUUCUGGUGGCUACCAUCACUGGGCAGAUUCUGUCUCGUGUGCCGGGCGAUUAUAUACUUACCUUCAGUACUAUCUGUGUGAGUAUAUCCUCCUUACUUUUCGCAAUCCCCAUUCCGGUGCAUACAACAUACUGGGCGUAUGGCUUCCCGGCUAUGGUCCUGUGUGUCUCGGGUGCGGAUACCAUCUUCCCGGUACUUACCCUGUUUGUGGCGAAGACGCUGCCGGCGGAGGAUGCUUCGCUGGGAGGGGCGCUUAUUACGGCUGUGGGUCAGAUUGGGAGGGCGGUUGGGCUGGCGAUCGCGACGGCGGUUCAGACGGCUGUUGUGGCUAGGGAGAAGGGGUUGAGUGUGGAUCAGAUUGGUGGUGAGGGACAUGAGACGGUGCCUUGGGAUGAUGCGCUCAAGGUGGUCGCCAACGCACGUAUCGAAGGCCUAACAACCGACCUAGGCAUGACAGGCAACCAAUACCUCACCGGCCUAACCCUCUACUUCAUCGGCUACGUCCUCUUCGAAAUACCCUGCAACAUCGUCCUCAAACGCACAACGCCGAAGUUCUGGCUGCCUACGCUUACGGUGGUGUGGGGUGUUGUGGCUACGCUGAUGGGUGUUACGCAGAACCUGUCUGGCUUUUUUGCGGUGCGCUUCUUUCUGGGGAUGGCAGAGUCGGGGCUGUUUCCUGGAGUGGUGUAUUAUUUGAGUAUGUGGUAUAAGCGCAAUGAGCGCCAGUAUCGCAUUUCGUUGUUUUUUAGCUGCGCGAGUCUUGCCGGGGCUUUUGGUGGUAUCCUAGCAUAUGGCAUUGCGCAUAUGCGUAACGAGGGUCUGCUCACCAUUAUCAUCGGAAUAGUCGCGUACUGGUUCAUCUCAAACUACCCCGCCACCGUCAGCUGGCUCAGCAAAGAAGAAAGAGCGUUCGUGCAAGCUCGUCUCAAAGCCGACAGCGACGCAACGAACGACGAAGCAUUCUCAUGGGCGGAAGUGCUGCUAGCCGCAAAAGACAUCAAAAUCUGGCUCUACGCCUUUGCCUUCCACACCAUGAGUCUACCACUAUACACUCUAUCCCUCUUCCUACCAACAAUCAUCCGCGACAUGGGCUACACAUCCGCCCAAUCCCAGCUCCUCACCAUCCCCCCCUACGCCGUCGCAACCCUCUUCACAAUCUUCUGGGCCAUCCUCUCCGAACGCUACGCCCGCCGCGCCCUCUUCAUCCUAACCACCUCCACCGUCGCAAUCAUCGGCUACAUUAUCCUGCUCGCUAACACAGAUCCCAAAGCACGCCCAGGCGUAUCUUACGUAGGGACUUUCUUCGCAGCUAUCGGCAUCUACCCUUCCGUCGCCCUGGUCCUCUGCUGGCCCGCCAUCAACGUCAGUGGGCAGACCAAGCGCGCAACGGCUAAUGCCAUGCAAAUUAGCAUUGGGAACCUGGGGGCGGUGCUGGGGACGCAGUUGUAUCGCGCGAACUCUGGACCGAGAUAUGUGCUUGGGCAUAGUUUUGCGUUGGGGUAUUUGUGUUUGAACUUGCUGGUUGUGGGGGUGUUGUGGGUGUUGUUGAAGAGGGAGAAUGCGGAAAAAGAGCGGGUGUUGGUGGAGAGGCCGCAGACGGGCGGGUUUCAUGAUAGUGUGGAGGAUGUUAAGAUGGGGGAUCGGCAUCCGAGGUGGAGGUUCCAGGUUUGA
This is a messenger RNA of Alternaria infectoria, 2778 nucleotides long. RefSeq lists its product as uncharacterized. The transcript is spliced from 8 exons. Gene Ontology annotation, molecular function: transmembrane transporter activity. NCBI's taxonomy places the organism in Eukaryota, Fungi, Ascomycota, Dothideomycetes, Pleosporales, Pleosporaceae. Gene Ontology annotation, cellular component: membrane. Bases 1 to 2778 code for a protein of 925 amino acids. Gene Ontology annotation, biological process: transmembrane transport. The record is from RefSeq and is a predicted model, not a curated record.